AUGCUUCAAGUAGGAUUCAUUACACCGUACAGGAUAGCAUUACUGGUCUUGAUUGACAACUUUUGUAAAUUCAGUAUACACGAUUCAUUGCUGCCGAAGCUUGCCAUCUACAUCACAAAGAGCAUUCUGAACGAGGAGAACAUCAGAAAGACUUGCUCUGAACCAUCAAAGAAGGACAUUUUCUCAGAAAUAUCAAACUGGAGUGAUGACCGCCAAGUUAUUGAGACAACACUACAGUUUCUUGAAAAUGAGCUGACAGCCAUCCGGACACAGCAUCUUUUGAAUGUAUUUAUGAAUGCCCUGAAGCCACUCUUAGACUCUGAGCCAGAGGACGAACACGAUAAAUUGAAACUGGAUAAAUCAAGUGUGAUGGGCCUGUUUGUGAGGAAAUGCAGGAUCGAGUAUGCGACACUUCCAUUUGAUCAGCUACAACACAUCUUUCAAGCAUAUCAACAGUUUCUCGAUGGAGUGGCAGGAGACACUGAGUUUGCAAAUCAAGACAUCACUACACACUGGAUAUCUGAUUACAAUGUAGCAGCCUUCUUGAGAUACCAAGCAGAGACCAUUGAACGCACAGGCACAACUAACAUUAGUCCGUCUGUAUUGCACACCUAUCUCGAUAAAUUCGAGAAACAAGUGCCUCCCAUCAAUAUCCUGCGACAAGUAAGAUACCUUAAUUAUACCAGAACCAAGGAGUACAUUCAGUCAUUGUCUCAUUUGCAUUUGUCCAUUGAUAUGAGCUUGGAUAAAGGAGUAAACGUACAGUAUGCACUGCUUCAUUUGGGUAUCAUGGAAUAUAAAUUUGGACACUCUUUCAAUGCACUGUCGGCUUUGAAUGAUGCGCUAUCUUCAGCUAGAUCUAACAAGGACGAACUUUGUUUACAAGAAGUUCAGUUCUGGAUUGAAGUCUGUCGAAAGAACCAUCCAUUCAAUGAGUUUAGUUCCUAUACAGAUGACUAUCUAAACAAUCUUAAAACACUGACUAGAGCCCGCAAUCUACUACGAACUGGAGAACCAUGCCGUUACGUGUUUGAACUACUCUACAAGAGUCUGAUUCACAUCAUCAUGAACGACAUACAACACAUGGACCGUGCUCAAUUCCUGACAACGUCUUUGACAUGGCAUCGAUAUGGCAACAGCGUCUUGGCAAAAUCAUAUUUGGACCUAGCAAAUGCAUCAAACGACAAAUCACUGGAUGACAUUGAAAAGACCAUCAUCACCGAAGCUAAUAUGUUGCAAGCAUCGGGAAACUUGGACCAAGCUAUUAAUGUGCUUGAUUUAUUUACAAAGAGGUAUCAGAGCGAAAGUGAUUUUCUGAUGGGUUGGAGACAGACAAAAGCACGCAUUGCCCGACAGAUGGAACGCAAGAGAAAAUUCAACCUGAUUGAACAUCAAAACGACCUAUUGCAACUUACCAUACCACCGGAUUCAGAAGAAUACUUUAUCGCCUGUCAUGAUCAUGCCUAUCAACUUAUGCUGAAAAAGGAGUUUGAAAGAGCUUUACUGAUACUUGAUGAAGUACAUGAUUUCAUUCAGAAGACGGACAGAACAUCUCAAUUAGGUGAUAAUCUGAUUCUGCAAGCAACUAUCCAUCUGAAACUAAGUACACCAUCCACGGCCAUUCCUCUCUUGACACAAGCCAUCAAAGUAGCUAAAAGCUCAUUUGAUGCCAAAAACUACUACAGAGCCACUAUCAAAUUGGCUGAAGCCUAUCUACGCCUGAAUCAAUCUGUCGUUGUGGAAAAGUCAAUCUUCAUGUUGGAGAGCAUCUUUCCAAAAGUGCUCAUUAUGAAGUCGAAACAUUUGGAGUCUGACCUUUAUUUGACAUAUGCAAAGGCAUUAGAUGCGCAAUGCAUGUUUCAAACCGAACAUCUGAUUCUUGAAUAUGUAGAGAAGGCAGAGCAAGGAUUCCGUGAUUUGAAAUUGGUAGAGGAAUUAUUGACAGUGUUGCAUUUCAAAUCCCUGAUAUUGGAGAAAUUGAAAAUGACAUUGGAAAAGCACAAGACCCUGAAUGAAAUACGAAAUCUUCAGCAAAAGAAAGCAUGA
Mucor velutinosus is the source of this 2046-nucleotide messenger RNA. RefSeq lists its product as uncharacterized. Gene Ontology annotation, cellular component: anaphase-promoting complex. Lineage: Eukaryota; Fungi; Mucoromycota; Mucoromycetes; Mucorales; Mucoraceae. The coding region runs from base 1 to 2046 and encodes 681 amino acids. The record is from RefSeq and is a predicted model, not a curated record. Gene Ontology annotation, biological process: positive regulation of mitotic metaphase/anaphase transition; protein K11-linked ubiquitination; anaphase-promoting complex-dependent catabolic process. The transcript has 16 exons. Gene Ontology annotation, molecular function: protein binding.